AUGUCCAUGUUGAGAGCAAAGUGCUGGCCUCUUCUCUGGCUACUAUGCACGUAUGCAAGCGCCGUGGUGGCUGAUGUUUCCUGCGAGGAGCAUGAUUUUCAUGCUACGCAGUUCCUUCAGAUGACGUCCAUUCUAAAUGCAGAGCUGCAUUCACCGUUGAAGCCCUGGGACGUGCAUUACUACCUAGGUGUUGCAUACCACAAGGCUGGAACUUAUCUCAUGAUCCAAGUGUGGCAAUCGAUAUUUCAUGCCCUCGGGGCGAAGCCGCUUAUCGACAUGGGCCAAUGGGAUCAGCCUUGUUAUCCCGGGACAUGUUAUGCACCAGAUGCACCAAUCCAAGUGUGGAUCGACCUCUACUCGCCUGCAAAAGCGCAAAAAGCACGUGAAGCUGCAGGGGAAAGAGGCUUGCGGGUCGCAGGAUUUGUUCGAGACCCUGUGUCCAUGAUCGUCUCUGCAUACUGCUACCAUCACAGGGGAAAGGAGCUCUGGAAUUUCGUAGAAAAUCCCCAAGGCAUUGUGGCGCAGAUGGGGCCUCUAGAAGGGCUGACUUUUGAGGCCCAACGGAUGCUACCAGUUGUCAAGAACAUGACGGGCAUUUUUGAACACCCGGCCAAUGACACCCUUCGUCUUGACUACGAGCGAACUACGGCCUCUUCUGAUGGUUUCGACUCAGAGAUGGUAAAGCUGAUUGGCUUCUUGUUUGAGGACCUGAUUUCGGCAGAGGAACGUGCUGAGGUCUUAAAUGCCACCCAAAGGGCAGACCUGAAUCGACAUCCUGCCAAUGACGACGAUAAUCAUUCCAAUGACCCGGACUGCAAAGCUCGAACACGGGAGUAUGUGCCAGCCAUGCCGUCGGACCUCUUGGGGCAGUACCGUUCAUUCCAGCAGAGGCUGGGAUAUGCCCCUUCCUGA
Molecule: messenger RNA, 912 nt
Organism: Symbiodinium pilosum
Lineage: Eukaryota; Dinophyceae; Suessiales; Symbiodiniaceae
Source: the annotation of a GenBank genome assembly